Messenger RNA from Micropterus salmoides (largemouth bass), 3643 nucleotides. RefSeq names its product cell wall protein DAN4-like. The coding region runs from base 372 to 1619 and encodes 415 amino acids. The transcript has 13 exons. NCBI's taxonomy places the organism in Eukaryota, Metazoa, Chordata, Actinopteri, Centrarchiformes, Centrarchidae. The record is from RefSeq and is a predicted model, not a curated record.
GCCGAUAAGCUUCCGAUUGGGCCGUUCCGGCAAGAAAGUUGAGUGUAAACUUGACCUGUAGGCUAUAUUUCUUGUGGUGGGCAUGAAGUCACAACAAAGUCAUAAAGUCAACAACUUUCCACACGGUCUCUGCGGAGGAGAGAGCGCACGCUGUUUAGGUCCACACGGCACCCAGCCCCUCAUCUGGAAACUCCGGGGAUGAUAUCACCGAGGAGCAAGAGGAGGGGAGAGAGAGAGCCUGCUUGUGAAAAGGUGGAAAGUGAAAGUAAGUCUGCUAUAAUGUGAAGAGGCUACCGCACCCUCGGAUCACUGCAGACCAACAGCCAGCCAGAACUACAGCACGUGUGAGUCUGGGCAUUCACCGUGGCAGCAUGACAUCAUGGUGGUAUGAGACCAACUGGCUUCUACUGGUGUUCCUGAGCACAAUUGACCUUUCAAAGGAGGGUUGCCUGGACUAUGUAGAAGUGGAUAAAGCAUGGCAAAAAAAUCAGCCAAACGUCACACUCUUAGCAACGAUGAAUUCCAAGGACAUAAUUGAAUGUUCUGUACAGAAAAUGUGCUUCAACAAUGUUAUCAAAACAUGUGACAUACUGACUUGCUUAAACAGACCAGAUUUUAAUGGAACGAUAAAGAAUGAAAACUGUGUAGAGACAAAUGACACUAUCGAUAUCCAUCACUUCAACUGCUUGCUGGCCAAAGCUAUAGAUUCCAAUUACACUCUUAAAGGCUGCGAAUAUGAAACCGUAUGCAAGCUCUAUCUAGAAACACCGUCAACUGAUCAAACACCAUUAGCAACAACAUCAGCAACAGUGCCAACAACAUCAAGAAAAUUGGCAGCAACAUCAACACCACUGGCAACAACAUUAACAGUGUCAACAACAUUAGCAACAACAUCAGCAACAGUGCCAACAACAUCAAGAAAAUUGGCAGCAACAUCAACACCACUGGCAACAAUAUCAACAAAAGUGUCAACACCAUUAGCAACAACAUCGGCAACAGUGCCAACAACAUCAAGAAAAUUGGCAGCAACAUCAACACCACUGGCAACAAUAUCAACAAAAGUGUCAACACUAUUAGCAACAACAUCAACAUCAGCAACAACAUCAACAACAGUGUCAACACCAUUAGCAACAGCGUCAACAACAUCAACAACAUCGGCAACAACAUCAGCAACAACAUCAACAUCAGCAACAACAUCAACAUCAGCAACAACAUCAACAACAUCAGCAACAACAUCAACAAAAGUGUCAACAUCAACACCAUUGGCAAAAACACUGCCAGAGAAGACAUCAACAGCAACACACAGACCACAGAGCAUAAAAAGCACAAUCCAUGACAAAAUGUGUAGUGAAGUAGUGAAAAUAGUGGAGCAACUAAAACAAGAGAAAGGGAAUCUUCAGAUAUUAUUAAUAAUGUCCAUGAUCUGCAACGUAGUCUUGCCUGUGGUGGUUUACCUGUACAUGCGACAACACAGGAUGCGGGACUGGAGCCUGCAGAAUGUGCUUAAUGGAGGCUUACAAGUCGCUCAGCCAAUGUCUGAGCUGGAGUGUCUCUCCAACGGGACAUAUUCCCCUGAUAUACCUAUGAAGAACUGUUCUCUUGAAGAUGGAACGCUGUAGAACCCUACUCGCCUCACCAUCAGGAUGCCAGAGGGAUCAGCUCUUCACUGCUUCUUAACAGGACAGGACAGCUGAAUGACUGUGGUUUGCAAAUACCGCAGGGCCCACAUUAGGGCAGUUAAACUCGCUGAAGUUUUACCAGAUGUGAAGAGGAGUGUGAGUGAACGAGCUGCAGCAUACAAGUCCCAUCUGCUGUCUAAAACCUCUAAUCAAGAUCAAGCAACACGACAAGUCAAGUCCAUGAAGAGACUUCUGUUGCUCCUGUGACAUGUAUGUUUCUUUCCACUGUCCUGGAGCUGACCAAACAGAAACCACCUCCACUUCUUUAAUUAGCAGGCAGUUAAGCUUUAGUUUAAUAGACAGGUAAUGACGCAAGAUUGUUUGGCUGUGUGUUUGUAAAUUUGUAAAAUAUGCCAGCCGUUGAGCCUUUACUGGGGUUAUGUUGUUGUAUUUGGGGCACUGAAAAGAAAUAUGAUGUAAUAUUCAGGCAUCAACACUGGCAUUACCAACCUGACUGGCUACCUAUGUAUAUUUCACAAUAUUAGGGGAGUGUGUAAAUUUACAUGCAGUGUUUCUGUGUCAAUACUCCACUAUACAGUUUUAUACAUACAUAAGUUAUGAAUCAAAAACACGUCUGUUUACUCACUUGCUUUUUCACCUGGGACUAACCUUUUUCUCCAUAACUCUUUCAAUCCAGUCCAGUUCACAAAAGUAUGCCUGGAGAGGAAACAUAAGGCUUUUUAGCUUCAUAAACCACCUCCAGUUCCACCUCAAGAAUUUAAACAUGAGUUAGAAAAAUGUUGACGGUAUGUCCUUAUACAGAGCAGCACAUUGUGCUCUCUAGCAGUAUUGCUGCAUUGGCAGCUCACUUUCUAUGUUUUCAUUGCAGACACAGAGUUUUGAUUGUGAUAAAUAUAGUAAAUGGUCUGUACUUGUUUUUCUAGUCUAGUCUUCCAACCACUCAAAGCCUUUUUAUACCCAUUCACACACAUUCAUAUACUGAUGGUGCCAACUGCUCAUCAGAAACAGACAUUAACACUGGCACCCCAACUGCAUAGCCAUGGGAAGCAAUUCUCUAGUACUAAAAUGUUAUGACACAGCACAUUGCACAAUAUUACAACCAGUUCCUCAAAAGCUGUGAAAUGAUGCUGUAUGAUGUGAAAUUAUCAUUCUGGAAAGGUUCUCCCACAGACUAAAUAUUGGAUCCACUUAUAUACACACAUACUCUCUUUGAACAUGUUGGCUGACAAAUGACCCUGAAACAUGUACAAUCUAAUGCAAUUUAUGCAGGAUUUUUUGCACUUGUUUAUUGCUUAGUGUUUAAUAAUAUUGUACAGUAUGAAUGUAGAAGACAGAAGUAUGUGAGAAGGCAGAGCUGACCUGGUGGCAGCAAUAAUGUCAUUAGUUGAGAACCUAAAGGUAGGUAGUAAUGUCGCAAUUCACUAAAAGAAUCACUAAAUUAUCAAAAUGACUGAUCAAAAAUAAAUUACUUUAGGUAAUAUUGGCCAGUUAGUUUGCUUACACUUUGUACCUCCGUCCACUGAGGUGAGAUCUCAUCCCUUGCCUUUCCAUGCAACAAGGAGUAACUGCAUAGGUCUACAAUAGAGAUUCACAGUUAACUAGGAAAGGAAUGUUGACGAGAAUUUAUCAUUUUGGCAGCAUAUUCGAGAGAUACAAUUGAUCAUGUUGUAAAUAGUAACCAGAACAUCUAAGCUAUGUCUUUGUCUUUGUAUUAUUUAACUCCUGUACUAUUUUUGUAAUAUAUGUAUUUUGUAAAAUUUGUAUUUUUUUCUUUUUGAUGGCACUAUGUGUUGAUUUGUAUGUGGUUAUAGCUUCUUUCAAACAAUUCUGGUUGCAUACAUUUUGCUUACGUUAUGUGGUGCAACAGGCCCAUUCACCUCGUCUCUUUUUUGAUACUCACUUAGGGACCCUAAAGUCAUAAAUGUUAAAAUUCUAUAAAUAAUGGCAUACAAAUGUACAUAACACAUUACAUUGCUUAACAAAUAAAGUCAUUCUGAUGUUGC